Messenger RNA from Labrus mixtus (cuckoo wrasse), 1449 nucleotides. RefSeq lists its product as uncharacterized. The transcript has 2 exons. Bases 211 to 984 code for a protein of 257 amino acids. The record is from RefSeq and is a predicted model, not a curated record. NCBI's taxonomy places the organism in Eukaryota, Metazoa, Chordata, Actinopteri, Labriformes, Labridae. Gene Ontology annotation, biological process: cell surface receptor signaling pathway.
CAGCUUCAGCUGCAUGAAAGAAGACGCUGACUACUUUCUUCUUCUUUCUAACUUGCAGUACAUCCGCUGUUUGUUUGACGACUCCAGUCAUCCUAGUGGUCACCUCUGGAUUCCUGAAGCUCCUCUUUGUCAGAGGACUCUUCAUCACAAAGACCUGCACCGUGGAGGAGAAACCCUGCUGCCGAGAGUUGAGCCAAGAGGGCUGACAUAAUGAAUGCCGAGCUUAUCCCCACGGUCAUCGAGAAUGUCUUCUCCUUAUUCAAGACCAUUUACUGUAUGGCUAUGAAUGUGAAGGUCAACAAGGAGCGCUGCCGAGAUAUCGCAGAGAGAGUCAGAUCGAUAGAGAGACUGGUUCUUCAAAUUCAACAAGGGGAUGGGGGCCAAAUCUCGGUCUCUCUACAGAAUGCUCUGAUGGAUCUCUGCAGCACUCUGGAGUCUGUCAAAGAGUGGAUGGAGAAAUUCUCCAAAGCUAAACGUUUCCAGAGCUUCAUCAAGUCCAACAGCCACGAGGAAAAGUUCAACAAUAUGGACAAAAAACUCACUCAGAGCUUCGAUUUGCUGUCUGGGGCUCUUCUGAUCGAGCAGCGGGACACGCUGAACAGGGUAUAUGACACUCUUUUACAAAGGCGACCACCUCAAAGCAGACCCCCUAUAUUGACUUCCCCAGAUCCAACACCUAUUCUCACAGCUGCGGUGUCUCCCUGCUCUUCUAUGCCUUUACAUGGACCAUCCAAUCUCCGACUGGACUGGAAACCUGGUUUUCUCAGUGGAAAUCCUGUCAUGAACCAAGUCCCCUCCCCAUACCUACAGGGAGCCCUGCCCCACAUCGGUUUCUCCAACGAUGUUCUUUGCGGGCCAGUGGCCCAAAUCGUAACGGUCUCCACCACGGCCCAAAGAAGCGGCAUCAGACCGAUUACCCAAAUUACUUUUCCCAGUAAUACAUCUGUUUUCAGUUAUGUUUGCAACAGUUCUUUUCAUUUGUAAAGAAGGAGACGAUGAGAUUCAAAGCACAGUAUUUAUUUUAUUGUUUUGUGGUUACGGUUUCAUUUUGCAGAAGUACAUAGUAAAAGGGAUUGCACGUUUGAACACUCUCUUCUUCCCAAACAAGCCUGGGAUAUAUACUCAACUCAGUUAGAGACUAGACAGAUGUUUGUCACUGUGUGUGCAGUUCUCAGUACGUAGAUUGUAACUCAGACGUUGGGGUUUUAAGUUUUGUUUUCUUCCCUGCAGAAUAGAGCUAAACUGCUGCUGAAACAUCAAAUUUCCUGAUAUGGUCCUUUCAUAAUAAAAGUGAUCCAACAACAUAACAAGAGGGAACAUUUAUUGUGAAGGAUUUGUCAGAAAUCAAAAUGUGUUUAGCAAUGAACAAACUGAGCUUUAACAGCGCUACAACUAGCAGAGAUUUUCUAUCACACUGUGGGAGUUUCAGUAUUUACAGCCGCUCAUUUG